AUGCUAUUUGAUUUGUUUAGUCUGUUUGGAGAAAGACCGUCGUGGGCGUUGCAUCCAAGAAGGUUUGAGGAGUCAAGCGCAAACAACUUCGGGGGAAAGGUGAUAGUACCCCAGUCAGUGCUUGUUGAUCUAGUGUCGUUCCAGAUCCAGCCGCCAUUUACAUUUGAGAUUUCGCACUCGAACGGCAUUUACAAGACGCACUGUGGGGUCAUUGAGUUUACAGGCACUGAGGAUGAGGUUGUUGUGCCUUCGUGGAUGUAUCAGCAGCUAUACAUGGAAGACUCUGGCAAGGUUGUCCUGAAGCACAAGGUGUUUCCUGUCGGAAGGUUUGCAAAGCUGCUUCCACAUUCAACAGACUUUCUCGAGGUGGAGAAUCCAAAGAUCGAGCUAGAGUCAUGCCUAAGGCAUUACCAAGUGCUGUCUGAAGGAGAUGAGAUUCUUUGCCUGUUUGAUGAGGUUGGGCCCAUCAGAUUCACUGUUGCAUGCAUAGAGCCAGCAAGCUGUGGAAUAUACAUUGUUGAUACAGACCUUGCUGUGGACUUCCUGGAGCCAAUUGGGUUUAAAGACAAGAUCGAGCGAGAAAAAUCGGUCAGGAAAUACAUCGAGAUUAUACACACCGAUCACAAGGUAAAGCCAAUCAGAAUGACAAGGCUUGGGCUGUAUUUGCAGAAGCCGGUACAGGACGAUCAUUAG
Molecule: messenger RNA, 693 nt
Organism: Ordospora pajunii
Lineage: Eukaryota; Fungi; Microsporidia; Ordosporidae
Product: ubiquitin fusion degradation protein UFD1
Exons: 1
Coding region: 1-693 (230 amino acids)
Cellular component (GO): VCP-NPL4-UFD1 AAA ATPase complex
Molecular function (GO): polyubiquitin modification-dependent protein binding
Source: RefSeq, a predicted model, not a curated record